AUGAAUGUAAAACAAUCAGAAAUCUUGAAUACAAUGCAUCAUUAUGGUCCUACACGUAUACAAUGUUAUCUUUGUGAUUUACCACGUUAUCCAUGGGCAAUGUUAACAGAAUUUAGUGAACCAGUAUGUCGUGGUUGUGUAAAUUAUGAAGGAGCUGAUCGAAUAGAAUGUGUUAUUAAUCGAGCUAAAUUAAUGAAAAUGCAUUAUUUACCACGUAUUAAUUCUCAAAAAAUUAUUAAUGAUAAAUUAGAUGAAUCACAAUUGAAUAUACCAAUAACAACAACAGCAACAACAACAACAACAACAAUAGAUGAACGUAAUAAUACUUCUAUUAAUGAUUUAAAUAUAGAACAAAGUAAAUCUCCAUUGGAUUUAAACAAAAAUAAUUUAUUUAAAACACAAUUAAAUAAACAUCCUGAAAUCAAUCGAUUUAUUGAUUCACAUUAUUUAAAUAAUAAUAAUAAUAAUCAGAUAAAUGAUGAAAUUCAUAAGGAUUUAAACAUGAUAACAGGUAAUAAUAAUAAUAGUAUGAUCCAAACUGGAUCCGAAGUACCAUCUUCAACAUCAUCAACAAUUUCAAAUAAUAUACAAGAUGAUAAUCUAUUAAAUCAAUUAAAUGAAAAUCAACCUAAUCUUUCCAAUUAUGAUAAUCAUUUAAAAGAGAUUUUUAUGAAUCUAUUAAAAUAUUCAACAUAUUCAUCAUUAUUAAAUUCUAAUUCAUCAUUAUUUAAUAAUAUAAAUACAAAACCAAUUAUUUAUUUUAAUGAUUCUAUUGAUCAUUCUAAAUCAAUAAAUGAUCAUUCAAUAGAAAAUCAAUAUAAAUUUAAUUAUCCUAAUAAACGUAAUCUUAUAUCAUCAUCUAAUGAUAUUUUAUUAAAUAAUUUAAUUCAAUCAUCAUUAUUAAAUAUUAAUACAACAAUGAAUACAUCAAAUAUAAAUGAAGAAGAAAUCACAUCAUUAAAUACAAUGAAAUUAACUAAUAAUUCUAUUGAUUUAUUAAAUCAUUUAAAUUCUGAUUUCACAUUACAAUCAUCAUGGAAUACUAAAUUAUUAACAAUAUAUUUACAAAUUAUUAAUAAUUUAUUAAAAUCUAAUUCAACUAAUGAAAAUAAUCAAAUUUCAUUAAUGAAUAACACCAAUAAAUUCAAUGAUCAAUAUAAAAUAUAUUCUAAUCAUAAUUUAAAUAUAUCAGAACAAUUUCUGAAUUCAAUAAUUAAUGAUUCAUUAUUAUUUAAUGAAAAUAUUAAUAAUAAUAAUAAUAAUAAUGAAAAAUUAUCAAAAUUAAAUAUUAAUUUAAUACAAGCACAUUUAUUAAUUGCACAACAUUUAAAAUUACCAAUUUUAAUACGAUUACAUAAUCAACCAAUGAUUCAAGCAUAUUUUUUAGGAUUUAAUCAUUAUAAUACUAAUUUAAAAGAUUAUAAUUCUUUACAACAAAAUAAUUUAAUUAAUAUGAUGUAUUUUGAAUAUCCUAUUGGUUCAUCUAAUAUAUGUAAUGGAUUACAACAAUUAAUUAAAUUAAUCAAUAUCAAAUCUAUACAUGAUAAUUAUAAUAAUUCAAUUAAUGAUAAUGAAGAAAUUCAUUUAACUAUUAUUAAUCAAUUUGAAUAUGAAAUAGCUAGAGAUAAUAUGAAUCAAAUUAUAUGGGCACCAUUUAUUGAUUUAAUUUUAUUUAUUAUUCAAUUAAUAUCACAACCAUUUAUACAAAAACAUACAAAUAUUAUAACACAAUUAUUAUCAAAUAAUUUAUUAAAACAAAUAAAUAUUACAAAUGAUAUUAUAGAAGAUGAAUUUAAUAUAUCGAAAAAACGUAAAUUAUAUAAUUAUACUACUGAUAAAAUUAUCAAUAAUCAAUUAUAUGAUAUAAGUAAUAAACAACAACGAAUUGAUAAUAGUUCUAUUACAUCAUCACAUAAUGAAUUUAAUGGAAUUAAAAAUAAUGAUACUACUACUACUACUAAUACUACUACUACUAAUAAUAAUAAUAUAAAUCUAUUAACAGAUUCAUAUAAAAAAUGGAAACCAUUAAUACAACAUAGAAAAUCACCAAAUAAACGAAUAUUAUGUAAUUUAUGUCCACGUCAUUUAGAAGGGAGUCAUUUUGUUCAAUGUCCAGCUAACAAUGAACAUAGAUUUUGUUUUCAAUGUGCUAAAAUUUAUAUAGAAAAUAUAAUGAAUGAACAUCAAGUUCAUAGUAAUAAUAAUAAUAAUCAUUCAACGAAUACAAAUAUAAAUAUGAAUCAUUAUUUGAAAAAUUUAGAAAUUUAUUGCCCUAGUGGUAAAAAAUGUGUAUUACCUGGUUCUAAAUAUCCAUGGUCAUUUGUUAACUCAGAGAUUACUGCAAUAUUAGGUAAAACACAAUUAAUUAAUGAUCAAUUAUCUCGUUAUGAUCAAACAGAGAAUAAUAAUAAUAAUUCAGAAAAUAAAUCUACUCAUAAUCUAUUAAAUGGUAAAAUUAAUACAAAUUGUUUAACUAUUCCACGUAAUAGUAUAUCACAAUGUUCACUGAAUAAUCAAUAUGAUAGUACUGAAAUUUUAUCACCUCAAAAUGUAACUUGUAAAAAUUUAUCAGAAUCUCCAAUUAAAUCUAUAUCAAAUGAAACACAUUUAUUAUCUAGUAAUAAAUCAAUAAACGGAGUUCAUACACAAUUGAAUUAUAAUGAUAAUAAUCAAUCGAAAUUAAUGAAAUCAUUUAAAGAUAAUCAUGUAAUAUGUGGAAAGUUACGUCAUCAAAAACAUUCUACAUCAACAUCAUCAUCCUCAUCUUCAUCAUCAUCAUCAUCCCCGCCACCAUUAAUAUUGACGACGACAACGACAACAACAACAAUACCAGCAAUAACAACCUCAACGGACUUGUGUUCAACAUUAUCUUCAUCAUCAUCAUCACCAUCAUCAUCUCUUAUUAUUAAAUCAAAUGAAGUAAGGAAUAAACCUUCAUUGAAUACAGUAUUCACAACAAUAUCAACAUCAAUUGGACAAAUAACAGAGAAUAAUACACUUAAAAGUAAUAAUGAAUUAUCAUCUACUGAACUUAAUAAUACUUCAGAUGAUAAUGAUUAAUUUUAUUUCUAAUUUCUUUAUUAGAAAUCAUUUUAUUCUAUUCAUUAUUCAAAAUAUACAAUCAAAUUACAGAAUGAAUAGUAGUAUAUAAAUAUAUAUAUUAGUAGUAUUAGCAG
This is a messenger RNA of Schistosoma margrebowiei, 3176 nucleotides long. Lineage: Eukaryota; Metazoa; Platyhelminthes; Trematoda; Strigeidida; Schistosomatidae. The record is from the annotation of a GenBank genome assembly.